Messenger RNA from Neltuma alba, 2015 nucleotides. RefSeq names its product 3-oxoacyl-[acyl-carrier-protein] synthase, mitochondrial. Lineage: Eukaryota; Viridiplantae; Streptophyta; Magnoliopsida; Fabales; Fabaceae. The record is from RefSeq and is a predicted model, not a curated record. Bases 300 to 1586 code for a protein of 428 amino acids. The transcript has 15 exons. Gene Ontology annotation, cellular component: mitochondrion. Gene Ontology annotation, molecular function: 3-oxoacyl-[acyl-carrier-protein] synthase activity. Gene Ontology annotation, biological process: fatty acid biosynthetic process.
AAUGUUUUGAUAGCAGAGCAGUCCGGGGUUAUUAAUCACGCCUCUCAUCUCGAACCGGAGUGAGAGGAAGACCGUCACCUGCCACCUGAGUAGAACCACCUCGCCGCCGUAUAGUGGACAUAAUUGGGGAAGACUAGUGUUGCAUUGUGGUUGAACAUGGCAUUGCUUGGUUCCCGUAGAUCCUUCAUGUCAUAUGGCAUCCGGUUGUGUCGGCGCUUUCCUUUUCUUCGGGUAAUAGUAGAGUUUUUGCUCCUCCUCCGAUUGUCACUUCUCGAAGAGUUGUUGUUACUGGUUUGGGCAUGGUGACUCCACUAGGUUCUGGGGUUAAAACAACAUGGAAUAACCUACUUGAGGGGAAAAGUGGGAUAAGGGCAUUAACUUUAGAAGAUCUCAAGAUGAAUGCUUUCAAUAGGGAAACCCAGUUGAAUACAUUCGAACAGUUGACAUCAAAAGUUGCUGCAGUUGUGCCAACUGGAACCAAACCAGGCGAAUUUAAUGAGGAAAUAUGGCUCAAUUCUAAGGAGCAUAGAUCAAUUGCGAGGUUUAUAGCCUAUGCACUCUGUGCUGCUGAUGAAGCUCUUGAAGAUUCCAAUUGGUUCCCCACUGAACAGGAACAAAGGGAAAGAACAGGGGCCUCUAUUGGUGGAGGAAUUGGAAGCAUCAGCGACAUCUUGGAUGCUGCACAAAUGAUUUGUGAGCAGCGCAUUCGUCGGCUUAGUCCAUUUUUCAUUCCACGGAUACUGAUCAACAUGGCAUCAGGUCAUGUGAGCAUGAAAUAUGGAUUCCAGGGACCAAAUCAUGCAUCAGUUACUGCAUGUGCCACCGGGGCACAUUCUAUUGGCGAUGCAUUGCGGAUGAUUCAAUUUGGGGAUGCAGAUGUUAUGGUUGCUGGAGGCACAGAAGCCAGCAUUGAUGCUUUAUCAAUAGCAGGAUUUUGCAGAUCUCGGGCAUUAACUACAAAAUAUAACUCAGUCCCACAAGAAGCUUCACGACCCUUUGAUAGUGGCCGAGAUGGUUUUGUGAUAGGUGAAGGUGCUGGUGUCUUGAUCUUGGAGGAAUUUGAGCAUGCAAAAAGCCGUGGAGCAAAAAUUUAUGCAGAGGUUCGUGGCUAUGGGAUGUCAGGAGAUGCAUAUCAUAUUACUCAACCACCUAAUGAUGGGAGCGGUGCCAUUUUGGCAAUGACACGUGCUUUGAAACAGUCAGGUCUUCAUUCCUCUGAAGUGGAUUACAUAAAUGCACAUGCCACAUCUACGCUUCUGGGUGAUGCAAUAGAAGCCAAUGCUAUUAAAACGAUAUUCUCUGGCCAUGCAACCUCAGGUGCUUUGGCCUUCUCAUCCACAAAGGGGGCUAUUGGUCACCUGCUAGGUGCUGCCGGAGCUGUUGAAGCAAUAUUUUCAGUUUUGGCUGUACACCAUGGAAUUGCGCCAUUAACUCUUAAUCUAACUAAGCCUGAUGCUGUAUUCGAUGAGAAUUUCAUGCCUUUGACCUCUUCAAAGGAGAUGCCACUGAGAGCAGCAAUGUCAAAUUCUUUUGGUUUUGGAGGAACAAAUGCAUCGCUACUGUUUGCAUCUGUUAAAGACAAUUGAUUGUUUGUAGCUUGUCAAUCCUUUGGCAUUGUUCCGCGGCAUCUAAUUCCCUCAUAAUUGAAGAUGCUGAUGACAGACAGAUUAAUGACUUCUUGGUUUAUCUUGAGUAGCACUCCCCGGACGUCUGUUCUGGUCUCAUUCAAAUCCUGAUCAUCUUUGUAAUAUCAAGGUGAUUUCUUUCCCUUCCUUUUUCCUUCUUUAAGUUCUGCAAUGAUAUCUAGAUUCUAGACCAUGAAAUCUACACGCCUUUCUAUUCAUCUUAGCUUAUUAGUUUGUAUAUGAAUUAAUUUGUUGCUAUAGAUCACAUGGUCUCUAAUAUUUACACUUUGCUUCUCAAUAAUUAGAAUUUGAUGUUUUAUUUGUAAAGUUAAUACUCCAAUUUUGUAAGCAUGCCUUAAUCCAUGCCAGUAAACUUUAACUGGAAUUUAA